AUGCUGCUGCGGCCCCGGCGCCCACCUCCGCCGGCGCUCCCCGAGCCGCUGGCGCCGGCCAGUCCGGAUCCAGAGCCACGGCUGGCGGGGGACGCCCCGGGGACGACGCCCGGACGGCCCGCCUCGCCGGGCGCGCCGGCGGCGCCCGCGUCCCCUGGCUCGCCCGUGUCCCCGGGCUCGGCGCAGCGCACGCCCUGGAGCGCGCACGAGACGGAGCUUCUGCUGGGCACGCUGUUGCAGCCGGCCGUGUGGCGCGCGCUGCUACUGGACCGCCGCCGGGCGCUGCCCAUCUACCGGCGCGUGUCGGCCGCGCUGGCUCGCCAGCAAGUGCGGCGCACGCCCGCGCAGUGCCGCCGCCGCUACAAGUUCCUCAAGGACAAGCUCCGCGACGCGCACGACCAGCCGCCGGGGCCCUUCGACGCGCAGAUCCGCGAGCUCAUGGGACUGCUCGGCGACACCGGGCGCAGACGCGGCCGCCGCCGCUCCCCCGGGCCCGGGCGCCUUCAGCGCGGCCGCCGACCAGCCCCCAGCAUGCCCGCGGAGCCAGACGCCCCGCCGCUACUAGCUGAGCGCGACCCCGACGCAGACCCAGCCUGGACGCUCAGGUUCAGCUCGUCUCCGGCCAAGUCUGCGGAUGCCUCCCGCGCCCCCAGCUCCCCGACGACGCUCCCCACCUUUACCCCCGCUCCCGGUCGCCCAGAGGAUCACGCGCCUUCCCACGGCCCCGACUCCCCGCCGCCGCCGCCGCUCUCCGACGCCGCCUGGGAAGACUCCGACUCGCCGCCUGGCCGCCCAGAGAAUCAAGCGCCUCCACAGUCCGCGCCCCCGUCGCUGAACGCCGCCCUCCUGCAAACCCUGGGGCACCUGGGCGACAUCGUGGCCAUCCUGGGCCCGCUGCGCGACCAGUUGCUGACCCUGAACCAGCACGUGGAGCAGCUGCGCGGCUCCUUCGACCAGACCGUGUCCCUGGCGGUGGGCUUCAUCCUGGGCAGCGCCGCCGCUGAGCGGGGCGUCCUGGCGGACCGGCGUGAGUGA
Molecule: messenger RNA, 1035 nt
Organism: Rhinolophus ferrumequinum (greater horseshoe bat)
Lineage: Eukaryota; Metazoa; Chordata; Mammalia; Chiroptera; Rhinolophidae
Gene: UTF1
Product: undifferentiated embryonic cell transcription factor 1
Exons: 2
Coding region: 1-1035 (344 amino acids)
Source: RefSeq, a predicted model, not a curated record